AUCCAAAAAACCCUUGUCUGUGUUUCUUCUUUCUCGCCGCCAUAUAUUCAGAAUAUCCUUCAACCUUUUUCACUGAAAUCAGCAGCAGCAAUGGAGUACAAAAGGGGUGACAGAGUGGAAGUGAUAGACAGCGAAGAAGGAUUUGAAGGAUCUUACUACGGCGCCGUCAUCGUCACCAAACUCAACGGCGAUGAAUACAUAGUCACCUACGACACCCUUUUGAAGGAGGAUCUUUCCGGCCCGCUCAGGGAAGUCGUCGAGGCCGAUAACCUCCGCCCCAAGCCGCCGCCUCCGGAGGGGGACCAGCCGACCAGGUACCGGCUGUACCAAUCCGUGGACGUGUUCCACAACGACGGGUGGUGGGUCGGCCGGAUAAUUGGUAAAAUCGGGUCCGUUUAUAAUGUGUUCUUUGACAGCACUCAGGAAGAGCUUCCAUACGGGGUUGAAGCACUGAGGAUCCAUCAAGAUUGGGUCGAUGGGACUUGGGUUACUCCGGCCGUCAAGAAAUUGGAGAUAAAAUCCUAAGAUCAAUUAAUCAUCAAAGAUUCAACCCUUCCCUCUUCUUUUUUUUUCCCCGCCAAACAACUGCGUUUAAUUUGUGCUGUUCUGUUGUAGUAACUGGUAGUAGUACUUGCUAUUAUUAUUAUUAAUGUUCAUUAUCAGUCAUAAAACUGGCUUGAAGGUUUGUAUAGGAAUUUGUACUAUUUAAUUUCUAUCAUCAAAAGGGGGGAAAGCUUUUCUUUUUUUUUUUUUUUCUGGGAUUUCUGCAGAAUUUAAUUUUGUUGCUGAGGUUGCAGUGCUGAGCAGUUGAGGACUGAUUUAGUAGGGUUGGUUGUUAUUGAUAUCCGUG
Oldenlandia corymbosa var. corymbosa is the source of this 850-nucleotide messenger RNA. NCBI's taxonomy places the organism in Eukaryota, Viridiplantae, Streptophyta, Magnoliopsida, Gentianales, Rubiaceae. The record is from the annotation of a GenBank genome assembly.